AGAAGCUAUCUAGCACUAGCAAGGCAGGACGCUUAUGUUGCGUCGAAGCUAAUUGAAGUGAAUUUGUUUGAGAAAUUGAUGUCCCACUGUGAAACGCAAUUUCACGGAAGUUUUUGAGGCGUUCAAAAGCUAGUGAAGUGAGAGGUAGCAUCAUUUACUCUAACUUCAGCGGUGGAGAAAGGUGACUAAGCGUAGAAAUCUUCCUGGAGAGAAGCCAUCGAAGGAUAAGAUGUCCAGCCUUGAAAAUCACAUAAAACGGCCAAUGAACGCUUUCAUGAUAUGGUCCAGUCGCAAACGCCGAGAAUUAGCGCGUGAAAAUCCUAAACUUCAUAACUCGCAAAUCAGCAAGAUUCUUGGCUCGGAGUGGAGAAAACUCACCGAGGAGGAAAAACAAAAGUUUUUCGCACAAGCCAAACUAUUGAGCGAGCUCCACAUGAUAGAACAUCCUGAUUACAAGUACAGACCGAAGAGACGGCCCAAGAAAAAGUACUUGAAACACAACCUGAGCCUCAACCAAGCGUCCUGUUCGUUCGGACCGUGUGUUUGCCACGAGUCCUCUGCGGCGCCGCAAGAGAACGAUCAGCUGGGGAAAAAUCCUGAACAUUUCGAUGGAAAUGAAGAUUUUAAAAGUGGUGAAGUCCCUGUUAAGAAGGAAGAAACUGAAUACGAAGACCAAAGUUGUCUUCCCGCUUCGCGACCAGAAAGCACUCCUAGCAAAGAGGAAAAUUUUGAAGACCUCCCUUCGCAUGUACAGUUGAGAUCCUCGUCAUAUUUGCACAAGGAUAACUGUAAGGCAAGCAGAAACAUAAGUGGUCAAGAGAAGAUUCACCAUCGGAGAUUUACGGAUGAGUUAAGUUUCCGAGAACAUCGAGUGCCGUUGUCGAGAGGUUGCCAUUCCAUGACGUUUCAAUCAACACCAUUUCAAAGUCAGCGCCACUUUUUGCAAAGUCACAUCCCUGGCGAGAGGGAAGUGAUGCAAAUACUUCCUUACCUCCCUCCUGUUAGAUGUGGCUGCUGCCUUCCUCCAGAAGGGCUUCCAACCGAAAAUGAAUUUUCACUCGGGCCACACGAUACCCCAUAUGUUAUUGUUGACCCAAGAAGUCAAUACUUUUACGAAGGAAGAUGGUGAAAAAUGUACAUAAAGAUUGUUGCAAACUUCCUGAAGAUCUUGCUGAUAUAACAGUCCCAUAACCUGAUUUAAUAUCUCUCGAUUAGCGCUGUAAACAGUUCUAUUCAAAACGUUUUUAUUUGUAGUUGCGAAAACUCAAAUUCAGCGCACAAGGGUGGUUUUUGUUUUCUACAAAGGGUUGCAGUGAGAUCUUGAAAGGUUCUAGAAUAAUUUGACUUUUCCAAUUUAUUUUUUUCAUAUUACAUUACAACGUUUGGUUUCAGUGAAGACUUCCGCUCUGAGAAGAAAAAAAACCGUUCUCUCAUCGAUUAGAUUACGGAAUUUUCUAAAUUCACAGGUUGCAACAUAUAUUUGCACAAAUUAAAUAUAAAAUAAACGGCAAUUGAAUAUAUUAUGACCUUUAAGAGAACAACAAGUAUUCGCUAACAAGAGCGAGAGAUGGGAAAUAAGAAACACCUUCUCAAAACAAAAAUCAAACAUGUAUUACUAGUAAUACACGAGCUAUAAAGGGUGAAUUCACUUCAUUGAAUUUUUACAUAAUUUCGAUAAGUGUCCAAAAGGCUGCAGUUGGUUUUAGGUAACCAUUGUUUACCACCAAUAGGUAUGAUGAAUUUUUGCAUUAACAGGUACUAUUGUCUAGUUCUUUUGUUUUCUUCUUUUUUGUUUUGUUUUGUUUUUUUAAUUUAUUGUUCUUCUUCGAAAUUUAAGAGCAAACAAACACUCAUCUACGGCGAAAAUAUUUUGAUUUUGUUUGUUAUUAAAGAAGAAAAUAAACCUAAUCAGGUAAAAACCUUCAACGACAGAAAAAAGACAAAAAAUUCUUCAAGGUCCAAGUUUACAUGGUAUUUUUUGAAACUCUAAAAUUUACUUAAAAUGAUCACCGUGAAGAAAAAAAAUACCAUUGUUUUAAUUGCCACGACAACACGAAGUGUCAAUGGUAUUUGUGAAGUUUUCUGUUGGAUAAAAAGUUCACUAUGGAAUCAAACCAACUGCAUACAAUAGAAAGGAAACUCGUAAACCCUAAGCGUUGCAGGUGGCUUUGAAGUCAAUUAAAGGCUGUUAACAACGCCUCGUUCUCUCAGCCAUUAGAAUGUUUUCCUUUGUGUAAAGUGCCUUUGUCUAACGGCAGUUUUCCUGGCGAUAUUUAAGUAGACAUGUAUAGAGUAUGCGAAAUAAAAUAAGUAAGUAAAUGAAAGGAAAAAAACAAA
Molecule: messenger RNA, 2337 nt
Organism: Pocillopora damicornis (cauliflower coral)
Lineage: Eukaryota; Metazoa; Cnidaria; Anthozoa; Scleractinia; Pocilloporidae
Biological process (GO): positive regulation of transcription by RNA polymerase II; cell differentiation
Cellular component (GO): nucleus
Molecular function (GO): RNA polymerase II cis-regulatory region sequence-specific DNA binding; DNA-binding transcription activator activity, RNA polymerase II-specific
Source: RefSeq, a predicted model, not a curated record